This is a messenger RNA of Sipha flava (yellow sugarcane aphid), 3472 nucleotides long. RefSeq lists its product as uncharacterized. The record is from RefSeq and is a predicted model, not a curated record. Bases 674 to 3424 code for a protein of 916 amino acids. The transcript has 8 exons. NCBI's taxonomy places the organism in Eukaryota, Metazoa, Arthropoda, Insecta, Hemiptera, Aphididae.
GGCGAUAAGGACGGUGUGCGUUUUCUUCGAUCGUGAAACGUGCGAGCGGAAAGAGGACGGAAAAAGCAUACCGAUACGAAGACACGGCAGUACCGGAUUUGUUUGGGGGCUGAUCGUUUCUCGCGUCGACGCGCCCGCACCCGCAACGACUUUUCUCGUCCGUCCGCAGCGAAAGCGAAUGCGCUGCACCGCAUGAAACGUUCCGUUCGAUAUUGUUCGACACCGCACCGCGCCACCGUUGCGUUCUCCCGAUAACGGAGUAGCGUACGCACGCGCGCUCGUUCGCUCGUUCUGUCCAUUCCCAUCGAUUAUUGUCCGCCGACGACAACAGCGACGACGAGCGAUUGCGACGCACAACUGCUACGACGCGUUUAACGUUCAGUCCGCGCGCCCUCCUCUUUCUUUCUCUCUCGCUCUCUCUUUCUCUUCGUUCGACAAAACUUCAGUCACUACCCGUCGUACACGGCCUUUCGAUCGCGUCCGCAUCCCGGCCGAUCGGUGAUCACUUGUCGUCCAAGUCGUCCCGCCAAUCGUCAUCAUUGAUCCGUCCGUGCCCGGCAACGGUUCGCCGUACCAACGGGGGCCCCUUGGCCACCCUAACUUCCAAAGGCGCAUUCUCCGCAUCACCCGACGUGUGCGCACCGUCCAGGUGCCCGUGGCGACCAGGAGAACGAUGAACUCCGUCAGCAGCGGCGAGGCGGCCGCCGCCCAGUUGCGGCACGACUACGCGUUCAUCUUCGAAUUACUGGACAAAAUCAACAAGUUCAUCAGCACGAAGUCCCAUCCCAACGAUGAUUAUCUCAGCGUACCAGAAAUUCAAGCCAUAGUUGACCAACAUUUAAGAAUGAAAAAUUUUCAAUUUUCAAAUCAUUCCCAAAGAAUUAUUCAUUUUAUUCUGUAUCUGAAUACAGAGAUAGAAAAUUGCAGUUGGGUUAAAGAAGAUCCAUCGCUAGAACUUAAACGAUAUGUUCAUGGUAAAUCCAUCACUAGGAAUACAUAUUAUAAACUUGUGGAUAUAUUGGAAUUGAGGCCUUAUGUGGAAGAACUUAUAACAUGCACACCAUACAGUUUUUGCCGCGAUUUAGUUGAUAUUACUUUGAAUAAGAUUAAAGCUAUGGAUGCACUUUUACAACUAUCAGCGACAGAGAGUUUAGUUAUUGCAUUGAUGAAAUCUGUUAAAUGUGGGCCUGUAGGAUCCAAUUUAGAAAGUCCUUUAACUAGCCAUUUCAAUCAAGCCAUGUUAGUAUUUGGUAAGGAUUAUUUGCCCCAAGAUAUCAGAAGAAUUGAUUUAGAAGAAGAACAAAAAGAAACGACUAAGUACAAUGGAUAUCGUGUGAAAACUAUUUUCUCAAUACUUGUAGAAAUGAUCAAAUUUGAAGAUGUUAUUGACAAUUACAAACUAUAUCCCUUGUAUACAUUAGAAUCAUUACGUUCUGUAGACCCAUCAGAUGUUUCUGGAAGAACAAUGUUUAAAAAGUUUUUUGAUGUGGUCAUGUACAAGUGUAUGAAUAUGUGUAAUUUCAGUAUUGAUGCAUGGCUUUCAUGGUAUGAGAUUGAAGUUUCCGGACAAGAUUCCAAUCUACAAUCAGCAAUUGGACAUCUAUGUUAUGAGUUGUGUAGUUUCAUAGACAGUGGAGCUAUUAAUGAAGGUUUCUUAAAGGAAUUUAGACCUAUUUUACGCAAUAUAUCUAUAGAAAGGAUUGAUUUUGCAAGCGUCAAUAGCUCUGACAUUGAUGGAAUGGUUGAUCGUGUUAAUAAGUCUUCCAAAUUUCAUCUUAGCGGUUGGAUAAAAAGAAUGAUUGAAAAUACUAAUGUUUUUACUCAUCCCCGUGCCAUUCAAGCAUUAGAUAAUUGCAUGGAAAACAUUGAUUACAAUUGUUAUAAAUAUAUUGUUGAUAAUUAUUUGACCCAUUGUAGAAAUGGAGGCUCAGUGGUUGAACCAAUGGGUAUUGCUAUAUACAGGGGAAUUAAACACUUGGAUAUUGAGGAUAAAAUGAGCUUGCUUCGACACGUUAUUGUUAAUCAUGCAGAAAAUGAAUUUUAUUUAUCAGAAGAUUUUGAAGAAACAAUGCACUAUGUUGCCCACAAUGAAUUCAAUGAGAAAAUUGAUCAAAAAGAAGUGAUGACAAAGUUAAUUUGGCUUGUUAUGCAGCAACCUAAAAGAAUACUUCAUUUAUUAAUAAAACAAUAUGUCAGUGGAAUUUGUGGUUUGCCGGUAAAAAGUAUCGACUGUCAAAGGUCAUGUUUACACAGAGUACUGGUUGAAAUUCAUUCAAACAUGAAUCCACAAUUUAUUUAUCAAGAAUAUUCAAAUUGGUUAGAUUUUAAAGCAUCAUUAGUAGAAAAUGAAAAGUUUAAUCUUCGCCAAUGGAUUUCUGGAUCCAAAAUGUUACGUUUGAUAAGACCAAAAGCUUUUCUUGCAAAUGUUCUUGUACCUCUUCUCAACCCUGGAACAAAUUAUGGACAUAUGAAUUUUUUGAUUUCCAUAGUUCAAUUUUUUCUCUUAGAAUGUCAAUUGAUGACAUUACCUGAUAUAGAUGUAUGGGAUAAAUUAUUAAUUCGGUUGGCUAAAAUACUGGAUGAAGCACGUUGGACCAUUGAAAAUUAUUCAACUAGUAGAGUUUUUUUAUGUGAAGCUCUCAUUACGACUGCACAACCAAUUCUUCAUUAUGCGUCUUAUAUCAUCCAACCAAACAAUUUAGAUAGUAUCAAACAAGAGUUAUCAACUUUGCAUUUGAUGACUCGUGCUCAUUUUCUACGCUUUUGGGCAGCUGAUUAUAUAACAAUUGAAGGAAUGGACGAACACUUCAUUAUGACUAUUCAAUCUCACAGUCAUAUUUCAUUCUCUAAUUUAAAUAAAUCAUCGACUCAACUCUGCCGUGAAGAAUUUAUCUUCAGUAUUGCUACAUAUAUGCCUAAGUUUACGAUGCAUGAAGUAAAAUGUUUUGUGGCCAACUACCUAAGUUCAGCGAAAAUUGAAAAUAUUAUCGAGGCAUCAUUUUUCUUAUUGGAUUGUGUUAUGAAUGCUGUCAUGAGAAUUAUUGUAUAUGUGAAAACUACUGUACAAAAACCAUAUAGCGAUGAAUGUGCUUGGGAUUAUGUGGGUGGUCUGGUUAACAACUUCCUUGAUACUGUAAAUGCAUCAAAAAUGUCUUGCAUUUAUAAUCAAGAAGCUGAUGUAAAAAUGGCAGUCGAAUGUAUAACAAAAGUUAUAAUGGUAGUAAAACAAUUGGAUAAUGUUCGCCAAAUGCCAUUAUUAGUUUUUAUUCGCCGUAUAGUUGGUUCACUUGUUCAUUCAUUGGAUGAAGAAUCCACUUCAAAACUUGUAUCUUUGAUUAUCUCUAUAAAAACUCCGAAUUCUUUAACAGUGCUGGGAAAUACAGUUAGUGCGUUGAUUAGUACUGUUCUACACACUUCAAAUUAGUUUCUUGCUAAGUACAAUUCCCAAAUAUACAAGUUAAAAUAUUAAAAA